Lactuca virosa is the source of this 1503-nucleotide messenger RNA. The record is from the annotation of a GenBank genome assembly. Lineage: Eukaryota; Viridiplantae; Streptophyta; Magnoliopsida; Asterales; Asteraceae.
AUGGUGGUGAACAGGAAACUUUUGGUUUUCUCAUUUGUGCCCUUUUUUUCUUUCCCUUCCUACUUUGGCCACAGACUUCACUCCACCGCCUUUCACUUCCCAUCUUUCUUCGUAUCUCAAUUUGCUUCUGUUCUUCUAUUCAUCAUUUUAUCUUCGACCCACCAUUUUCUUCCUUUGAUGGCUUCACCGAACAUCAUAAACGAUGAAGGAAGCUCAUCGCUUCAACCUCCCUUCACCUACUAUAUUCAGGAAUACACCUUCAGGAACAGGGAAGGGUAUGGGUGUAAUAAUUAUCUUUUUGCCCUAUUUUCGUUGUGUAUUUCGAUUAUGAUUCCUCUUUUUAUAAAUUCGAACGGACGAAUUCUAAAAUUCCAACACAUCCAGGUUUUUGGUGAUGAGUUGUUGAUGUCAAAUCCCAAAAAUGUAGAAAGAGCCAUCGAAGAACAUGCUUGCAAUGCUGUUCUUCUCAAGGUGAACCAAGUUGGAAGUAUGACAGAAGCCAUUAAAUGGGUCUUGCCACCAGUAAGAGAGCGCUCAGCCAAGUACAAUCAGAAAGUAAAUGACGGUUGUGCCCUUACAAUGAUGAGGAUGGAGGCUUUCACCGAGGUCAAGUGCCAAGAAAACAAUGGUGACAAGAAGCAAUAUGUGACCAUAUAUGUUCCUCAUUUUGGAGUCCUGAGAGGCGAGCUUUCAUCCAUGAGUAUAUUGAUUGAGUACGAGAUUCUUUGGUUGAUUAGGAGUGCAACCCACUUGAUAUUUCAGUUGACUGGGGUGUCUCGACUUAGAUGCUUAUUAUCACCGACCUGGCAAAGAAAUCAAGUAAUGCAGGUCCGUAUACCCUUGAUGAUUAUUGAAGGCCCUGUCGCUAUGCUGCAAGCCAUUGUUUUGUUGCUGGAAAAAAAUAAACUUCUUCUUGAGUUUGGACUUUGUCAGGCCCAGGGCCAGAUGUUGGUGUACUUUCUUAUUUGCAAAAUCUUGGAUAUAAGAAGCCAUAUAUAAGCUUCAUGGAUAGCAUAACAAUGGAAUUUUGGAUUGCUGUAUCUGAUCAUACCCACUACAAAAUCAUAACAUAGACAGGUGUUCUUGCAAUGCCAAAAAAAUGGAAUUUGAUUGUUCCCAGAUGUGUGGUUUGCUUAUAUAGAAGUUAAGAUUCCAACAGAUUUUUUUUUCUACCAAAGGACUAUUUUUGCAACGACAAAAAAUGAAAUUGGCUGGCUUCUAGAUGUCAGGUUUGCUUAUGUAGCAGCUAAGGCUUCACGAGAUGGAUUAUGUACAUAUACACGUUGAAAGAACGAAAAAAAAAAUUUGAAUCAGCGCCAACGGGCGCGCAUGAUUCCAUCUAGUUGACUAUAACAAGUCAAGAUUUAAUAAUUUGGUUUAAUUUCGGAUGAUCGGUUGUAUUGAAGGAUUUAUUGUCUGAAUAAAUAAAGGUUUAAUUAUUUUUCAGAAAACCUAAGGUUAUGUAUAAUAAAGCAAAUUUGGAAGUCAUUUUUUUAACCCCAU